UAACGAGCCGGAAGAAUGCGACUGAGGGCGAUACCCCUAAGCCAGCCAAAACUAAGCCUCACAAUGAGGGCGAGAAGCUCGUGAUCCGGCGCCUUCCUCCCGGAAUGACUCAAACGGAGUUUGUGUCCAUUCUUGGAAGUGAAUGGGAUGUUGGCAAAGGGAGAGUCGACUGGUUCUCCUAUGCGCCUGGGAAAAUCUCCAACGAUCCAUCAAAGCCGUCUCGGCCUGGUCGCGCCUAUCUCCAUGUCGUGAGAAAAGAUGACAUCAUGUCCCUAAGCGACUCUGUCCGGACCUCAACCUGGGAGGACGUCAAGGCCACCUUCAACAACCCAUCUCUGAUUGGGCCACCUGCAGUUGAGUUCGCCAUCUACAAGAAGAUUCCGAGCAACAAGAAGCGCACCGAUGCGCGUCAGGGAACUAUUGACCAGGACCCCGAGUUCAUGGCAUUCCUCGAGGAUCUUGCCAACCCAGCGCCACCAAAUCAGAACAUUGAUGCCGAUGACGCGGAUGAUAUCGCUAAAGCAGAGUCCAAGGUCACGACAACCCCAUUGAUUGAAUAUCUCAAGGAAAAGAAGGCCAACAAGGCCAAGGAUUCUUCAGGCUCCAAGAAUUCCAAGGGCGAAUCCAGGGGAGGGAAGGGCAAAGGAGGUUCCAAAGACGAAGAGUCAGCCAAGAAGAGGAGCAAGGGUGAGAAGGCUGAGAAGGCUGAGAAACCAGACAAGGCUCCCAAGGAGACUGUCAAGAUUCUCACCAAGAAGGCUGCUAUCGAGCAGGCUGCGACCGCCGCCAAGAAUGCGGCCAGUCAGAUAAAGGACACUAGUGCCCAGGAGGUUCCUAAGAGUCGUCGAGCUGGUAUCGCUGCGGCUGCCAGGAUUCUCCAGCGGGACCUCGGCCUCAGUCCAGGCAGUGCUCAUAGAAAGGCCCGGCAGGAUGCUGCUAAAGCAGACACAGAUACCAAGCCUACCCCUAACAAAGAGCCUGCUGUUCCAGCAACUAUCGAUCCACCAGCUUCACCCGCUAAGCCUGCUGAUGCGCCUGCCCCAACUCCCAAGAACAGGGCUGCCAGCGCUUCUACGCCGAAGUCUCAAUCGCAGGCAUCAGGUCGCAGAACCCGAGGAGGCAAGAACCCUGAGAAGAACAGCAAGGCGACAGAGGGCGGGGCAUCACAAUCUUCAGGUGCGGCCAACCCACCCGUCGUUCUCCUCAAGAAGAAAGGCGUCGAUGCUGAGUCCUCUCGACCAUCAACACCGAAUGCUGCACCGCAGGCCACAAGUCAGGCAUCUGGUUCAAAGGCGGUAUCAGCUACGCCAAGCGGCCCCAAAGGUGGUUCAACCAAGUCCGGGUCAUCUCAGAAGAAGCCCGCCACUGUGACUCCCGAUGCGACCCGUGGAUUUGUCAAGCAUGCCAACCCUUCUCAAGGUGUCACCGAGGCCCUUCUCAAGCAAUCUCUCGAAAUAUUUGGUACUAUCACGUUCGUGGAAAUCGACAAGCGCAAGGGCUUCGCCUAUGUGGACUUUUCCGAGCACGAAGGUCUGGUAAAAGCGGUGUCAGCCAGCCCCAUCACUGUCGCUCAAGGCACUGUCCAGGUUCUGGAGCGCAAGGAUAAGAAGCCCGUGACUGCGACUCCCGCAUUGGCAGCCUCCGGAACGACGACGGCUCCAGAGAAGUCGUCCGGACGUGGCAGACGCGGACGAGGCGGAGGCGGCAAGGGGAAUGCUGUGAACAGCAACCAAGCUGCGAGCAAUGGCGGUUGAAAGGGGGAAAGGAGCAAUAGGGGAUUUUCUUUCUUCGAACAUCUCAGAGCAUCAGCGCAUCAAGCAGAAGCAACAUCUGCACGAUUACGCCGUGGAGCGUUGACCCACCCCGAGCCGAAUGCGGUCUCGCCAUGGCCUCGGCCCAACAUGAAGGAGCGCACACAAGACGAGGUAGCCAGCUAGUCUGUCGGACGUCGCGUUGCGAGAAUUCAGCGGCAGUCAGCCAUUUGCCGGCGACGCAUGAGGAGGAGUC
Ilyonectria robusta is the source of this 2007-nucleotide messenger RNA. RefSeq names its product Smg-4/UPF3 family-domain-containing protein. The transcript has 2 exons. Gene Ontology annotation, molecular function: mRNA binding. The record is from RefSeq and is a predicted model, not a curated record. Gene Ontology annotation, cellular component: nucleolus; cytoplasm. Bases 105 to 1754 code for a protein of 549 amino acids. NCBI's taxonomy places the organism in Eukaryota, Fungi, Ascomycota, Sordariomycetes, Hypocreales, Nectriaceae. Gene Ontology annotation, biological process: nuclear-transcribed mRNA catabolic process, nonsense-mediated decay; positive regulation of translation.